Molecule: messenger RNA, 5172 nt
Organism: Chanos chanos (milkfish)
Lineage: Eukaryota; Metazoa; Chordata; Actinopteri; Gonorynchiformes; Chanidae
Gene: rreb1a
Product: ras responsive element binding protein 1a
Exons: 12
Coding region: 13-5133 (1706 amino acids)
Biological process (GO): regulation of transcription by RNA polymerase II
Cellular component (GO): nucleus
Molecular function (GO): DNA-binding transcription activator activity, RNA polymerase II-specific; RNA polymerase II cis-regulatory region sequence-specific DNA binding
Source: RefSeq, a predicted model, not a curated record
CCAUCAUCAGCAAUGUCUCGGCGAAAGCAGCCCAACCCCAACAAAGUCAAACUGAUGGAGAGUUCAACAGAAGACAAGCGAGCAGGGUGUGAUGUGAGCACAUCGCUGAGCGGAGAAGAGGCAGAGACGACAGAAGAGAAAGACAGGCCCACCCCUACACAGACCCAACAAGAGCACACAGAGAGCCCUGGGGAGUCAGAGGAGAGCACAGAGAAGAAGGGAAAGGAGCAGAAAGGAGCGGAGGUGAGGGUGGGGUCUGACGGAGUAGACCUGUCCUCAAUCAACUCCAUGAUGAGUACAGUGAUGAAGGCGGGGCAGCUCAACGGAGGAGUAGACUCCGCCUCUAACACGCCCACCAAGACCUCUAUCAAAAGCCCUAGCACCAACCGCACCGGGAGAAAGAGCCAGGAAGCCAAAGAUGACAGCUCCUCCUUCAUCUGUCCGCUUUGUGAUAAGAACUGUGUUACCCAGCACCAGCUCACUAUGCACAUCCGCCAGCACAACACAGAUAACGGGUCGACGGAUCACUCGUGCAGCAUCUGUGGGAAGUGUCUGAGUUCAGCUAGCUCUCUGGACCGCCACAUGCUGGUGCACAGCGGAGAAAGACCAUAUAAAUGCAGCAUCUGUGGCCAGACCUUCACCACCAACGGCAACAUGCACAGACAUAUGAAGAUCCAUGAUAAAGACCCUGCCAGUUCUGUGCCCACCAGCCCCCCGUCCCCCAUCAAACGCAGGCGCCCCUCCGCCAAACGGAAGCUCAGCCAGGAUGAGGACGGAGACCGAGGAGACGAGCCGUCCAGCAAGAGGGUUCUGGAUGACAGCGGUUUGGAUGAGCAGGGAUUGGCCAAGGGAGAUGACGAGCUGCUGCCCUGCCCAAUCUGCUUCAAGUCUUUCAACUCCAAAUAUGACCUGGAAACCCACAUGGAUACCCACCCAGACAGUACACUCAGAUGUGAACUGUGCUGUAUGUCCUUCCGAACACAUCGUAGCCUGCUCCGUCACAACGCAGUCAUCCAUAAACAGCUGCCCAUGGACCCCAUGGGACGGCCCUUUAUCCAGAGCAAUCCUUCCAUCCCCCUUGGAUUCAAUGACCUGGCCUUUAUUGACUUCUCAUGCCGCAAGUUUCCUCACAUUGCCCAGAUGUGGUGUGAAACCAAUCUACGCAGGUGCACCAGUAAGUUCCAUCGGUUUGUUUGCGAGACCUGUGAUAAGGCCUUCCCCCUGCGCUCGGCUCUGGACCUGCACAAGGUCUCUCAUGAUGGCGCAGAGAGUGCCAAGGAUUCUGUCUCUGAGGAGUCUCCCUCUGCUCAGAGUCAAAAAGAGCCCCCCACAACAUCCGAGAAAAACAGCUUUAUGGACUCCUUGGGCCUCCAGCAUGUCUCCCAGGUCAAGCCUGUCCCUUCCGAAGAGGAGAUCAGGCAAGCGGAGCUGGACAGUAUCCGCUUCAUCCAUGUAGAUCCACCACAGCCUGCCAUACCCUUGUCUCUUUCUCUUGUGGAUCCAACAACACUCCAGGGCCUGUCUCAGCGCGAGGCCCUUAGCCUUCUAUCGCUGCAGCCCUUCCAGAGUGGCUUCCUUCUCCAGCCUGACGGUGGUGUGGUAGUCAAACCUGUGUGUGGAGAGACUGGCGUUGAAUUGGCAGACAUCCAGCAGAUCCUCAAAGUGGCCUCACAAGCCCCAAACCAGAUUGGCCUGCCACCCUUGUCCAAGGCACCCUGCAGCGCUAUGCAGUCAGUCUACAAACAGAUGCCCCCGCUCAAGCCAAAGCCCCUGGUCGCUCCAAGGACCAACAUGACCAUGUCCACUCCGCCACCUCUCUUGAGCACCCAACAGGCUUCCCUUGGGUGCAUCAGCCCCAGCCUGCCGCCCCCUGCUAACCAUUUGCACAAGACCACAAGAGAACUCUCCUCUUCCUCCUCUUCUUCAUCCACCUCUUCAGGCAGCCAGGCGUCCAUGGAUAAGAUGCAGAUGGAGGCGGAGUGCAUGGGGGAUGCCCACACCCCCGUGGACACUGACGAGCACCAGAUCAAGCAGGAGGAUGGAAAGACAGGGGAUGUAGCCGGGAAGAAAGGUGGAGCUCGUAAGGCCUCGUACCCUUGCCGCUUUUGUGAUCAGGUCUUUGCCUUUUCUGGUGUUCUGCAGGCACACAUGCGAUACCACCUGGGCAUUCUCCCUCACCAGUGCAACAUAUGCGACUAUGUCGCACCAGAUAAAGCCACACUGAUCCGUCACCUGCGUACACACAGUGGCGAGAGGCCCUAUGUCUGCCGUGUCUGCCAUUACCCGUUCACUGUCAAGGCUAAUUGCGAGCGUCACCUGCGCAAGAAGCACAUGAAAAACACCCGCAAAGAAAUCGAGAAAAACAUUAAGUAUGUAACCUCGUCCACCUCCACUCCUGAUGCACCAGAACAGGUCGGGGCUGGUGACACAACCUGCCGUUUCUGCGGGGAAGACCUCAAGAGCUAUCGGGCUCUACAGAUCCACCUCCGCACCCAUAACGGCUGCCAGCGUAAACCGUUUGAGUGUAAGCGCUGUGGAGCAGCCUUUUUGGCCAAGCGAAACUGCAUUCAUCACCUGUUGAAGCAGCACCCGGAGGUGCAAGAACAAGAGAUUGAGGAACACAUCACUACUCUCCUCCCCUCUGCCUCUCAGGCCAGCCCCAACCUGUCUCUGCUCAACAGGGUCUCUCCAAGCACCUCCCUUAACCCAAUCAAGGUUGAAGAUUUGAGCUUCUACAGUGAAGAGCUGGACCAACCACUGGACUUCUCCAACAAAAGCCGCACAAGCAGCAAUGCUGGGAGUCCUGGGAUUAAGUUGGAAGCUGCCUCUUCUGUAUAUGACAGUUCCAUGGAACCUAUUGAUCUCUCAAUGCCAAAGAAUUCAGAGAAGAAACUUAAGGGAGAUCCUGACUCCAUCCUACAGAAGGAGGUCAAAAAGGAGCAGGUGUCCCUUAGUAUCUUGGAUCACAACUUUUCUCAGGCUUUCCUGGAUAAGACCAUUGAUGAAAAGUCCCACCAGCUUAGCUGUUACCAACUUCCCCUGGCCUUGGCUUCUCCACUUAGUAAUGUCACCGGCAUUUCAGGCCGGGCCUUGCGGUUGAAGCGCCUGUUGCCCAAACCUGCUUCUGCAACCUUGAAGGAGCUGCCACCUCUGGCGUCCAUCGCUCAGAUCAUCUCUUCAGUUUCUGGUGCUCCAGAUCUUCUAAAACGAGAGAACCUCCUGGAGAAGAAUGCAAGUGUGCUUCAACCUGAUCUUGAUGCCUCUGGCAAACAGGAAACCCUGGACAACUCUGCUGAUGAGCUGUCCCAAGAUGGCUCCAAGAAGAAGUGCAAAAAGAGGCCAGCUAUCAACAUGGUCACAGAGAAGUCUAUUGUGAAUGUAGCAAGCUCUGGCACAGGCAGCGGGAUUGACUUGGAGUCUAGUGGGGAAUUUGCGAGCGUUGAGAAGAUGCUAGCCACUACGGACGCCAACAAGUUUAGCCCCUAUUUGCGAACAAGCGCAGUCGACAUGGGAAAGAAGGAAGGAGAGCAGGCGGGCACCAGUGAAGAGAAACAGAGGACAGAGAAUAAGCAGCAACAAGCCCAGCAGGCUCCACAGUCCAAAGGAAAGAAAAAUGCAUAUUCUAACUCCGUGCAGAAGAUGACCUGCCCUUUCUGUCCAAGAGUCUUCCCAUGGGCCAGCUCACUCCAGCGCCACAUGCUCACACACACAGGUCAGAAACCAUAUCCUUGUCCCAAAUGUGAUGCCUUCUUCUCCACCAAGUCCAACUGUGAACGGCAUCUUUUGCGCAAGCAUGGUAUAGCCAGCAGAGUUCUGCGGCGAAAUGGGGCUAUGCCCAAGGCUAAAGAGGUAGAGGAAGGUUCACCAGAGAGCGCAGAGAGCAUGUCUGAAACAGAGUUCCCUACCAUGGAGGCUAUGGAUGUCACAAGUGCUGAACCUGAAAAACCAGCUGUCCCUGAUGCUCAGAAAUCCUCCCCUGCCAAGCCAACAGAGGCAGCAGCAGUGGAGCCUGUCUCACACCAGGUGGAGCCAGAGAGCCAGCCUGGGCUUGAGUCUGCUGAAAACGACAGCAUGAACGACAAUGACGACGAUGAUUCUCAUAGCAACAAGAGUCUUGACCUUAACUUUGCCAGCAAGUUAAUGGACUUCAAGUUUUCAGAAGGCGAUCAGCCGCAGUCCUCCCCAUCAGAGAAAGCAGCUUCUCAGGAGGAGUCCAAGUACACUUGCAAAAGCUGCAGAAAGAGCUUCCGUUAUGCUGCCACUUUAGCCAGGCAUGAAAAGGUGCAUUUGUUGGAAGGCACAGCUGGCAUGCACCCCAGACCAGAGGACCUUAUAACAUCAGAUGAACCGGGGAAGGAGGAAACAGAGGAGGAACUGGAAAGAGAAGAGAAAAAGGGAAUAGCAGAGAGUGAGGGAGCUGGCAGCGGGAUGGACAGUGGCUCGGAGGAAGAAAAGGAGAGGGAGGAGAGGAGCGAUGAAGAGGGAGGUGUGGCAGAACCAAAGAGCAGUGAGGGAGAGGUUGAGGGAUCAGGCAACAAAGCCGACAAGAGGAAGAAGAUCUGCAGCGUUUGCAACAAGCGCUUCUGGAGUCUACAGGACCUGACCCGACACAUGCGUUCUCACACAGGUGAGCGGCCAUACAAAUGUCAGACGUGUGAGCGCACCUUUACCCUGAAGCACAGCCUGGUAAGGCACCAGCGGAUUCACCAGAAGCCACGUGGGCCAGAUGGAGAGGGGUCGACCAGUGGGGCCUCAGGUGGAGUUGGGGAUGAGGAGGCUUUCAGUGGCCGUUCGGCCAGCGAGGGUGAAUACACCCCCACCAGCACCAACCCCCCUUCUGAGAAUGAAAGCGAGGCCCCAGAGACGGCUAAGGAGGAGCCAGAGCAGCAGGAGAAGGACGGCGAGCUUGCACCAGCCUCCUCUAACAAGGACGCAACCCCUGAACCGGUCACCACGGAGACACCCAAAGAGCCCCCAUCAGAGCAUCAAGCCUCAGAGUCGCCGUCCACGUCUGAGAAAGAGGUGGACGAGUCAUCGGAGGGAUUUCUCCAGGGCCUGCUGGAGAUCCGCACCAAGCCCCCCAUAGACCAUAUCCUGCCUGCCAGCGAGCCCCCGCUUCUGGGUGUAGAGUGAAGGGCGAACCCUCCCCAUCCUUCCUCAGAGAUGUCUUUA